AUGGGAGCUGUGGACUUGGUUCCAAUGCUCCAAAUCGAACCAACCCGGGAGGUGGCUGUGGCUGUGGAGCUUGUGGUCAGCUGGCUGCGGGUGGUCAGAUGGGCGGGUGUGCUGCUUGCUCGGGCCCCGGACCUUGUGGACCCUGCGGUUGCAGCGGCUGCAAUCAGAUGGGUCAGAUGGGCAACGCCAUGGCCUGUGGUGGCUGUGGAGCCUGUGGAAGCUGCGGAAGCGGUUGCUGUUCCCGUUGCGGAAGUUGCGGCGGAGGCAACUGUGGAGGCAACUGCGGGCCAUCUGGCUGUGGAGGUAGCUGUGGGCCAUCUGGCUGUGGUGCUUGCUGCUCCAGCUGCACAGGUGGCUGUGGGGCUUGUAACUCGGGUUGCACAGGCAACAGCUGUGGAGGCUGUGGAGGCUGUGGAGGCUGUGGAGGCUGUGGAGCAUGUGGCAACAGCUGCGGAGGCAACUGCCAAGGCUGUGCGGGAAGUUGUCAGGGCUGUGGAGGCAGCUGCCAGGGCUGCGGCAAUUGCGGUGGCUGUGGUGGCUGUAACCCAUGUGGUUGUAUGCCAUGUGGGGGCGCUGGCUGUCUCCCAUGUGGUCAAGCACCUGGCUGCGCCGCGGGCUGCAAUGCCGGCUGCAACGCCGGCUGCGGAGCCGGAGGUUGUAUGCCAUGCAACUGUGGUGCAGCAGCUGGAUGUGAUGGUGGGACACCAUGCAACAACAUGGACUCCACAAACUAUCGAGGCAGCGGCUGUGGUGGGUGUUGCCAGGCUGCCAUGUGUGGCGGAACACCCUGUGGAUGCAGCGACUUGA
Messenger RNA from Durusdinium trenchii, 807 nucleotides. The record is from the annotation of a GenBank genome assembly. NCBI's taxonomy places the organism in Eukaryota, Dinophyceae, Suessiales, Symbiodiniaceae.